AUUCAAAUGUUAACUUGUGAGGAAGAAGGAAUGUUCCAUUGCCAUAAAACAAGAGAGGAAAUUCAAAAGUGUGUAUAUUCCCAUUACCUUCCUGUAAAGUGUGAAUCGUUAUAAUUAAUUAACAAAAUUGUUAGAUUAUUGACGUGGCUGCAAUCAUGCAUGGUCGGUAUUGUUAAUUUUGAAAAAGUUAGAGACAUCGUAUUGGUGGAACAUUGACGACAAAUGAAGACUUAAUUGCGAAGACCAAAACAUCCUUGUAGUACUGUUAACAACCACAGAAGGCGACGAAUAGGGAUAUUUAUUCUUUCAGCCACAGAAGGCGACGAACACGGACCACAUUUGAUGGCUCUGCUCAGUGAUCUCAUAAACUUGGACCUCUCUCAGGUCACCAAGAAAACCAUUGCUGAAUACAUAUGGAUUGGUGGAUCGGGGAUGGAUCUUAGGAGCAAAGCCAGAACUCUCCCUGAACCCAUCACUGAGCUUUCAAAGCUACCAAAAUGGAACUAUGAUGGUUCCAGCACAGGUCAAGCCACUGGUGAAGACAGUGAAGUCAUCCUCCUCCCAAAGGCCAUUUUUCCUGAUCCUUUUAGGAGGGGAAGCCACAUUCUUGUGAUGUGUGAUACUCAAACUCCGGCUGGAAAGCCGAUCCGAAAACCCCGGAGGCAUGGUACUUCGAAGAUCUUUACUCAUCCCUACGACGAGGUGGAGGUGCCAUGUGAUGGGGUUGAUCAAGAAUAUACCUUAUUACAGAAGGAUGUCAAGUUGCCUUUAGGCUGGCCGGUCGGAGGAUUCCCCGGUCCGAAGGGUCCGUACUACUGUGGUGUCGGCGCAGACAAGGCCUUUGGGCGCGACAUAGUCGGCGCUCAUUAUAAAGCGUGUCUCUUUGCUGGGAUCAACAUAGGUGGAAUCAAUGGCGAAAACAUGCCUGGCCAGUGGGAAUUCAGAGUCGGGCCAGCAGCCGGGAAGUCUGCGAAAUAUCAGCUGUUGGCUGCGUGCUACAUUCUUGAGAGGAUUACUGAGGCUGCUGGCGUGAUCCUCAUCCCCCGAGCCAUGUUUCAACGCUUUACAGAAUCGGCAUUGAAAGUUAUUACACUUGCACAAGAAGAGGCUAGACAGCUUGGGCACAUUGUUGUAGGAACUGAGAAAAUCUUACUCGGACUUAUUGGAGAAGAAGUCGGCAUUGCUGCUAAGGUCCUCAAUUCUGCUGGAAUAAACCUCGAGAAGGCUCGGGUAGAGGUUGUAAAGCAAAUAGGACGAGGUAGUGAAUUUUCUGCUGUCGACAGACCUUUUACUCCCGGGGCUAAACGAGUUUUUGACCUUUCUCUAGAGGAAGCUCGUCAGCUUGGCCAAAAUAACAUCGGAUCCGCGCACUUGUUGCUGGGAUUGCUUCGAGAGGGUGACAAUGACUUUGGAGGUUUCCCUAUGUUCAUGGGCAGUUCUAAUAAAUCUGGAAGCGUGGCUGCUCGUGUCCUCGAGAAUUUAGGCGCUGAUCUGCGUAAGAUUCGAACUCAGGUUGUUAAAGCUCUUGGUGGAAAGAUUCAUGCUCUGGAGAAGUAUGGAACAAACUUGACCAAGCUUGCAGAAGAGGGGAAGAUAGAUCCUGUUGUCGGGAGACAGGAGCAAAUCGAGCGCGUCGCGCAAAUUUUAGGACGGCGUACUAAAAACAAUCCUUGUCUCAUUGGAGAGCCUGGAGUCGGGAAAACAGCCAUUGCUGAGGGGCUGGCUCUGCGAAUAGCUGAUGAAGAUGUUCCGGAGGCGAUUUUAGGGAAGAAGGUUAUUACACUGGACAUGGCUCUCCUCGUCGCGGGGACAUGUUAUCGCGGUCAGUUCGAGGAGAGGUUGAAGAAGGUGAUGGAGGAAGUUAAGCAGAACGACGACAUUAUACUCUUCAUCGAUGAGGUGCAUAUGUUGGUCGGAGCUGGAGCCGCGAAAGGAGCCAUGGAUGCUGCAAACAUCAUGAAGCCUGCAUUAGCUAAAGGUGAACUGCAGUGCAUUGGAGCAACGACGCUAGAUGAAUACCGGAAGCACAUUGAGAAGGAUCCUGCGUUGGAAAGAAGGUUCCAAUCCGUGAAGGUGCCCGAAUCGACAGUCGAGGAAACCAUCAAGAUUCUUAAAGGCCUUAGACACCGGUACGAGAUUCAUCACAAGGUUCGUUAUGCUGACGAAGCUUUAGCCGCCGCGGCGCAGUUGUCCUAUCAAUAUAUCAGUGACCGUUUUCUGCCGGAUAAAGCAAUCGACUUGGUUGACGAAGCUGGUUCGCGCGCGCAGCUUCGCCGUGCUCCGCUCCCUGAGGAAGCUAGCGAGCUCGAUGAAGACGUAAGGCAAAUCGCCAAGGAGAAAAGUAAAGCUAUUCAAUGCGAAGACUUUGAGAAGGCAGCGGAGCUACGCGACAGGGAGAAGGAACUCAAGGCUCAAAUAGCGGUUCUUGUCGAGGAAAUGAGGAAGGCAGAAAAUGAGGCCGGGGAUGGAGGCGAUCCUGUCGUCACAGAAGCCGACAUUCAGCACAUUGUCUUUUCAUGGACAGGCAUUCCGGUGGAGAAGGUUUCGGCUGUCGAAUCCGAUCUCCUCCUUAAAAUGGAGGAGUCUCUUCACAAGAGGAUCAUCGGGCAAGAAGACGCAAUCAAAGCCAUUAGCUGCGCUAUUCGUCGUGCUCGUGUUGGGCUAAAGAAUCCCAACAGACCUAUUGCUAGCUUCAUCUUUUCUGGUCCGACUGGUGUCGGGAAAUCCGAGCUCGCGAAAGCGCUCGCUUAUUACUACUUCGGAUCCGAGGAUGCGAUGAUCCGGCUGGAUAUGAGUGAGUUCUCGGAUAAAUAUACUGUCUCAAAGCUGAUCGGUUCGCCUCCUGGCUAUGUUGGUCAUCUCGACGGCGGGCAGCUGACCGAGGCUGUUCGACGCCGUCCUUACACUGUUGUCCUGUUCGAUGAGAUUGAGAAAGCGCAGUCGGAGAUUUUCAAUGUAAUGCUUCAGAUUUUGGAGGAUGGAAGAUUGACAGACAGCCAAGGCAGGACAGUGGACUUCAAGAACACACUUUUGAUCAUGACGUCGAAUGUUGGGAGCAACGAGAUCGAGCAGGGUAGCCGGAGCCUCGAUUCAGCUGUGGAUAACGUCGAGAAGGAUCGAAUUCACAGCCGGAUCAAGAAAUUGGUGACGGAGAAGCUGAAACAGAGCUUCACCCCUGAGUUCUUGAACAGAUUGGAUGACAUGAUCGUCUUCAAACAGCUGACGAAGAUGGAGGUGAGGAAGAUAUCCGACAUCAUGCUGAAGCAGGUAUUCGAUCGGCUUAAGAAAAAGGAUAUAGAGCUGCAGGUGACGGAGAGGUUCCGAGACAGAGUCGUCGAGGAAGGAUAUGAUCCGAGCUACGGCGCGAGACCGUUAAGAAGGGCUAUUACAAGGCUUCUUGAGGACAGCAUGGCUGAGAAAAUGCUGGCACAGGAAAUUCGAGAAGGCGAUUCGGUUGUUUUGGACGUCGAUUUUAAUGGGAAUGUGAUCGUUGCCGAUAGAGGGGACUAGAUAUGUUCUUACAGGCUUGGAGUGGAAUGAAUUCUUGGACAAUGUUGGUUCUGGUUUGUUGGUAAAUACUAAGUUUUCUUUUGCACAGAUUUUGUUUCUCAGAGAUGAGAUGUAGACACAGUGCAGAUGCAGAGAUGAUUCUUGGACUGUUAGUGUUAUAGCAUCUGUCGUUUUUCUUGUAUUCUGAUUGCAUUGGUUGGUUCAUCUUCUUUCUUGGC
Molecule: messenger RNA, 3728 nt
Organism: Andrographis paniculata
Lineage: Eukaryota; Viridiplantae; Streptophyta; Magnoliopsida; Lamiales; Acanthaceae
Product: ATP-dependent Clp protease ATP-binding subunit ClpA homolog, chloroplastic-like
Exons: 18
Coding region: 343-3510 (1055 amino acids)
Biological process (GO): cellular response to heat
Cellular component (GO): cytoplasm
Molecular function (GO): protein binding; glutamine synthetase activity; ATP binding
Source: RefSeq, a predicted model, not a curated record